AUGUCGAUGUACCACCAGUUUGUGGAAAAAGACCCGAAGCUCGCGGAUUUGGUGCUGCGCGGGUUGCUUAAGUUCUGGCCCUUAACUAACAGCCAGAACGAGCUGCUUUUCCUGGAGGAGUUGGAGGAGAUUCUGGAGCUCACUAAGGCGCCGGAGUUUGAGACAGUCAUGACGUCGCUGCUCCAGCAGAUCGCGCGCUGCCUCAGCUGGCACUUCCACGUGGCAGAGCGCACACUGCGCCUGUGGGACAACAACUACAUCGUGGCGCUCGUGGCUCAGAACUGCACCACCAUCCUGCCGCUCAUCUUUGCUGCUCUUGAGCGCAACGCCGAAAGCCACCAGAACCAGGUAGUGAAAGAUCUGUCCAUCAGAGUUCGUAAGAUGUUUCUCGAAAUGGGCGAGAUGGUCACGAUGGCUGCAAUGGCCGCGAUGGCCGAGGAGGACGCGAAGGCCGAGGAGGACGAGAAGGGCGAGGAGGGCGAGGAGGAUGAGGAGGGCGAGGAGGAUGAGGAGGGCGAGGAGGAUGAGGAGGGCGAGGAGGAUGAGGAGGGCGAGGAGGAUGAGGAGGGCGAGGAGGAUGAGGGCGAGGAGCUCUACGUCGAUAAUCAGCGCCAGUUCCUAAAAGAAGAGUGUGCGAGAAUGAGAUUUAAUUAUUCAUUAAGCUCGAAUGAGCUGAGGUAUUCAUAG
Closterium sp. Naga37s-1 is the source of this 687-nucleotide messenger RNA. Lineage: Eukaryota; Viridiplantae; Streptophyta; Zygnematophyceae; Desmidiales; Closteriaceae. The record is from the annotation of a GenBank genome assembly.